Messenger RNA from Clunio marinus, 2368 nucleotides. Lineage: Eukaryota; Metazoa; Arthropoda; Insecta; Diptera; Chironomidae. The record is from the annotation of a GenBank genome assembly.
AGUGGUGAAUUCGAAAAGCUAGAAUCAGAUGAAUUGGCAGUUUUUUAAAUUUUAAUCAAAUUAUCAAGUAAAUCAUGAGUCAUAACGAUCCAAAACACUUUAUUAUUCCCAACAGUCAACCUAUUGUUAAUCUUGAGUGCAAGGCAGCUUUUGAUAAGCUCACAGAAACUGAAAAACUCUACGCACAUUUUUACUCAAAGGCAAGUUGGUAUGGAGGUCUCAUUGCACUGAUUCAAUCAUCACCAGAGGCUCCUGUGAUUUUCUCUUUAUUCCACCGUGUUUUUACUGCAGAAACCGUCGAGUCUUUCCGCAAAUCUUGUGCCGAUAAAGCUUCAGAUGAAGAAUUUACGGCCUUUCUCGUUUAUGCAAGUGCUUUCUUUGCAAAUUCUGGAAAUUACAAGGGAUUUGGUGACAGUAAAAUUCUUCCCGGGCUUGAUAAAGAUAAGAUGGAGUUGAUUAUCAAAAGUUCCAAAGCUUACCAAGAUGAGACCGCAGUGAUUGAACGAUUAUGGAAUGAAGUUCAAAUUCCUAUUUACUCUUUGACAGAUGAAAACAAAUCUUUAGGUCUUAAGGGUGAAGGAAUAACAACUUACUUCUCAAGCAACUGUACGAAAGAAGAUGCUGAAUUAGUCGCCGAAUGGAUGAAAACCAAGAAAUUAGAAGCCUACAUUUGCAGAACUUUUAAAACUGUUGAUGGAAAUGGAAAAGCUCACUAUGAAAUCCGAUUAGCAUCAGCUGAAGUUGGAGAUGCUAGCGGCAUUACGAUGCCAUCUGAAGAUUACAAUGGAGCAAACUUUAGAGUCACACGUGGCGAUUAUUCUGAACUUCUUAAGAGAGUUGUCGAAGAAUUAGCUCAAGCCCAAAGCUAUUCAGCAAAUGACACUCAAAAGAAUAUGCUCAAAAAUUAUAUCGAAUCAUUUCAAGAAGGCAGUUUAGAUGCACACAAAGAAGGUUCAAGAUAUUGGAUCAAAGAUAAAGGCCCCGUUGUUGAAACUUAUAUUGGCUUUAUUGAAACUUAUCGAGAUCCCGUUGGUUCUCGAGGUGAAUUUGAAGGAUUUGUUUCAAUGGUGAACAAGGAAAUGUCACUGAAAUUCCAGACACUUGUCGACAAUGCAGUAAAUUAUAUUAAAAUGUUACCUUGGGGUCCAUCCUUUGAAAAAGACAAAUAUUUAAAGCCUGACUUCACAUCUCUCGAUAUUUUAACAUAUGCCGGUUCAGGAGUUCCUGCUGGAAUCAAUAUUCCCAAUUAUGAUGAAAUACGUCAAGAUGAAGGUUUUAAGAAUGUUUCGCUUGGAAAUGUUCUUGCAUCUGUUAACAAGACAGAUCCAAUUCCUUUCUUGUCUGAUGAAGAUCAAGAACUGUUGAAAACUUAUAAAGCAGUUUCAUUUGAAGUUCAAGUUGGUCUUCAUGAAUUACUUGGUCAUGGUUCGGGUAAAUUAUUCCGUAAAAAUUCUGAUGGCGAACCAAAUUGGGAUGUAAAAUCUGUCAUGAAUCCUUUGAGUGGAAAAUCAAUCGACAAGUGGUAUGAACCUGGUGAAACUUAUGAUUCGAAAUUUAAGGCAAUGGGAUCAAGUUAUGAAGAAUGUCGUGCUGAAGCUGUUGGAUUGUAUCUUUCAUUGAUACCAGAAAUUUUAGAAGUGUUUGGCCACGUCGAUAAAGUUGAACAAGAAAAAAUCAUUUACGUCAAUUGGUUGUUGCUGAUCUACAAUGGUGCUGGUUUAGCUACAGAAAUGUGGAAUCCAACAACUAAACAAUGGGGACAAGCUCACAGUCAAGCAAGAUUUGUUAUCAUGAAAGUUAUGCUUGAAGCUGGCGUAGUCGAGAUCAAGGAAACUUCAUCUGGAGAAGAUCUCUUGAUCACUGUUCAUCGCGAUAAAAUCUUGACUGAUGGUAAAAAAGCUAUUGAGAAUUUCCUUAUGCAACUUCAAGUUUAUAAAUCUAUGGGAGAUUAUGCAACUGCCAGUGAUAUGUACACAAAGUAUUCAACAGUUGAUGAAGAUGGUGUUCAUCCAUUCGCAAAGUGGCGUCAAAUUGUGUUGUCAAAGAAGAAGCCACGUCUUAUCUUAGUUCAGGCUAACACUGAAUUAAAUGAGAAAACUUCUGUAACAUUAAAGACAUACGAUGCAAAUUUCGAUGAAUAUAUUAAUUCAUGGCGUGAACGUUUUGGAAAAGAUAGCAAAGAGGUUAAUGAAAUCCUUGAACGUAUUUACGAAGCUGAUAAACACCAUUUCGUUUAAAAAUAAGAAAAAUCUGUCAUCCAUGAUGAAAAACUAAUAAAUUUUUGUUGAAUAAAACUUUAUGAUACCACAAAAAAGAUUUGCUUUCAUUCAUUGCGAGAAUAUUAGAUGCUUGAGCUUUUUGCUGAUAU